Gossypium raimondii (Peruvian cotton) is the source of this 510-nucleotide messenger RNA. Its product is annotated as leucine-rich repeat extensin-like protein 3. Bases 1 to 510 code for a protein of 169 amino acids. The transcript has a single exon. The record is from RefSeq and is a predicted model, not a curated record. Lineage: Eukaryota; Viridiplantae; Streptophyta; Magnoliopsida; Malvales; Malvaceae.
AUGGCGUCGAUUUAUCCCAUGCAACUGCUACUGGUAAUUGCUGGUUUCAUUUUGCGUCUCGCAUUCCCUUUGGCUGCAUCACCUACCAUAACAACAACAUCAUCCCAAGGUGAAAUCAAAUGCGAUACUUGCACACCUGUUGUUCUUCCACCGCCACCACCAUCCCCUCCUGUGGUAAUUGAGUGUCCACCACCUCCUGCUCCACCUUCUUAUCCGCCGCCACUGCCACCAGCAUCCCCGAUGUGUCCUGCAUGUCCUCCAUGCAGCUUAUGCCCUCCACCGUGCCCCGGAUGCCCUCCACCACCUUGCAAUGUAUGUCAGGUUCCAUCAACUUCAGGACCUCCUCCUCCACAGUUUGUAGGUGGCGGUGUUUAUUCUCCGCCCAACGGCGCGGUUCCUUACUUCCCUCCACCUUCAUAUCAUUGGGCUGGUUGCUCCAGACAUUUGGAACUGAAGCUUUUCGUUCCCAUCGUUCUUCUAUUGCUGUCGGCCACUUUCAGCUUCUUCUAA